Molecule: messenger RNA, 811 nt
Organism: Tripterygium wilfordii
Lineage: Eukaryota; Viridiplantae; Streptophyta; Magnoliopsida; Celastrales; Celastraceae
Product: GSH-induced LITAF domain protein
Exons: 3
Coding region: 186-590 (134 amino acids)
Molecular function (GO): zinc ion binding
Source: RefSeq, a predicted model, not a curated record
GUUACGCCGAGAGAACCUUCAAAGCUUACUCCGUCGUUGCUUUGACAUCUGCAGCGACUGGGGGUCAUUUCCGCCAUUUUGAAAUUUCCACGAUGGCGGCUCUAUAGAUUAUAAGGGCGUUGGAAGGAAAGGCAGAUUUUUAUAGAUCAAGAAUUUCAACGAUCGGAAGGGUGAGAGCUUGUAAAAUGGCGAAAAAGGACGAACCGGUGCUCGGAGUCCCCUACUACGUCCGGGAGAAUCCGUACCAGAGAGGAAUGGUCCCUCCUAAUGCCGUGUUCGGUGAUCCGAAGGGGAUACCGAUCCAACAGACGAUUUAUCGGGAUACUCCUGCCCCUAUUAACUGCGCUUUCUGUGGUAGUAGCGGAGUUACAACUGUCAAAUCAAAGCCAAGUUUGGCAGCUGUGGUUGGAUGCAUGAUGCCAUUUAUGCUUGGAAUUUGCUUCCUUUGCCCUUCAAUGGACUGCCUUUGGCACAAGUAUCACUAUUGCCCGAGCUGCAAAGAAAAGGUUGCUGACUUCGAGAAAUCAGAUCUUUGUGCAGUUAUGGAUCCUCCCCAAUGGACGCAGGAGAGCUUUGCAUUACCUGCGUGAUAUGAUAAGUCUACUAUUUGCAUUGUGCCUGUACUGCUUUAAUUGUCUGCUUGUGCUUUAUUAUCUGCUUAUUGGUAACUCCUUGUUACAAUUACCUAUACAUGGAGCUGUAAACAAGUAUUGUGGUUUGAUAUUCAAAUGGUGUGAAAGUACUGUAUUUGUAUAUCACACAGUAUCUUCAUUUUUUUUGAAUGGGUAUAUCACACAACAUAUUUCAUGUG